This is a messenger RNA of Hyla sarda, 1520 nucleotides long. RefSeq names its product acetylserotonin O-methyltransferase-like. The record is from RefSeq and is a predicted model, not a curated record. Gene Ontology annotation, molecular function: O-methyltransferase activity. NCBI's taxonomy places the organism in Eukaryota, Metazoa, Chordata, Amphibia, Anura, Hylidae. The coding region runs from base 322 to 1203 and encodes 293 amino acids. The transcript has 7 exons.
GCACUCCACCUGGCCAUUAUAGAUGAGUGGCCAGAAAAAAGCCUCCCAAGACAAUGGGGAAGAUUUUCAAAAUCUGCACAGAGGAGUAGUUGACCAGUUGCCUAUGGCAACCAAUCAGAUUGCUUCUUUCAUUUUUAAAAAAGGCCUCUGAAAAAUUAAAGAAGCUAUCUGAAUGGUUGCUAUCACUCUUCCCAUCACAGGUUUUGAUUUAUUUUCCCCUAUCAACCACAACAACACAGGAUUGGCUUAGUGAAUUUCAUUUAGUGACCCAGCCAAAGCAAUGAUGUGAACACAAUCUAAUAUCUCUGGAGAUACCUGAAAAUGGCUUCCACUGACAGCCCACCAUCCAUCCUGACAGAGCUAGAGAGGAUCUGCAGGGAAAGAAAUGGCAGAAAAUCCCCAAAUCCAGGUUAUUAUUCAAAUUCUGAUGUUUCCACUGAAUACUUGGUCAAGUCCAGCCCAAGGACACUCUAUCACAUGAUGACCCAUUACUCUAAUUCUGUAUAUAAAUCCUGUCACUUCCUACCGCAAGCUGUAAGAGAAGGAAAACAUCAGUAUGAAAGGACUUUUGGGAUAUCUUCAAAAGAAGUAUUUGAUGGUGUUUACAGAUCAGAAGAGGAAAUGUUGACUUUUAUUCGUUUUAUGGACUCAAUAUGGAAUAUUUGUGGAAAAUACAUUAUCCAAGCGUUUGACCUCUCUGCAUUCCACACAGUCUAUGAUCUUGGAGGAUGUUCCGGGGGUCUUGCAAAACAAUUUGUAUCUACUUAUAAGAGUUCAACAGUCACCAUUAUGGACCUGCCAAAGGUUGUGCAAACAGCUAAGAAACAUUUUGUAACAGAUAAAGAGCAGCAGAUACAUUUCUUUGAAGGUGACUUCUUUAAUGAUCCUAUUCCGGAGGCAGACCUAUUUAUUUUGUCAAGGAUUAUUCAUGACUGGACAGAAGAAAAAUGCAUCGCACUGCUGAGAAAGAUUUACCAGUCUUGUAGACCUGGAGGUGGAGUGCUACUAGUUGAAGUCCUUUUAAAUGAAGACAGAAGUGGUCCAGUAAUUUCCCAGAUGUGGUCACUGCACAUGUUGGUCAUGACAGAAGGCAAGGAACGGACACCAUCUGAAUAUACAAAGCUCCUUACAGACUCUGGCUUCAAGGACAUUGAAGUCAAAGCAACUGGAAAGAUAUAUGAUGCAAUACUGGGAAGGAAGUAGGGCUAAAAGUAAUUUUCUUCAAGUGGUCAUCAAGGUUUUAGAUUUUAAGAGCCUCAAGUUCAUUAAAAUAACAGAAACAGUUACCUUCUUGAUCCUGCCCCAUUGCCCAGUUCAGGCUUCAGUUGACACCCAAGCCUUUUUUUUAACUGACCCAUAGAUCGAAGUUUGCUUGUCAGUUUUACCGUUUUGUCAAUUACGAAUAAAUGAUUACCCAACAAAGUUGUGCAAUUCCAUAUACAUACAUACAUACGUACAUACAUAUUCAAAUUUUAUCCUACAUAAAGUUUUUGUACGACCUUGUAAUACAUUAUAUGAUA